GUACCCGUUGAACGCGGCGAACGUACACACGGGUGAGGUUCAAGGUCUACAGCGAGCCAUUGACACCUCACGCUGGCCAGCAAUAAACUUUACUCUCUAUGUAUAAUGCCGGCAUCACAAGCGAGCCACCGGUUUCCAGUGCAAACUCGUUGGCCCAGGGAUGCUGUCCUAAUCCAUCAGCCGGCUGUUGUGUUGCGGCCAUGGAGCAACGCAGCGGUCAUUUGCCAGUAAUUGCCAAUCAGUCCGUGUGCCGUGUGUUUGACGCGCAUUUUCUCCCGGACGUUUGUCGAAGGAAUGCUGCUGCUUUAAGAUUUGAAUGGAGGAGUGUUUCCCAGUUAAUUGGAUAUGGCCAUUUUGCGAUCGUGCUGCUGGUGGAAUAAUGUGGCCUACGGAAGCUAUGGCAGCGCGGUGUACAGCUUUCUUCUUGGUGGGAUUUUCACCAUUUUUGUUAUCUUCGACAUCCAGCCAUUCCAUUUCUUCGGCCAUUCAUUUCACGGUCAUGUGGUGAGUCUGGGAAGUUAUGUGGAGAUCACGGGCGCCGUGGCGUUGUGCGUGUCGGCAUGCGUGCUGGUGGCCGGAGUGUACCGCAGCGUCCAGCAGCUGCUGCUGCCCUGGAUGGUCUGCAUGGUGCUCUUCACGCUGGUCCUCAUCACCGGCAACAUCCACUUAGUCAUACGCAAGUAUGAAAAGCCCUAUAGGGGCAACGGUGCCGAUGUCCUCAUUUUGGUUAUGUCCACGAUUUUCUGCCUGAUUAACAUUUAUGGAGAAUUAUGCGUACUUUCUCAUUAUCAAAACCUCUGUGAUGCCAAAUCCAACCGACCGAAAGAUCAUGUGUUACCAGAAAAGAAGUCCAUUAGUUUUUUCAAACGCCCAGUACGCGACUUCACCAACUCCCGCACCUGGAGCAGCUACGGCCCGAGCCUUCCGGCCAUCCACCGCAUUCCCAUCCGCAUCAACGUCCCAGGCGCCGCCAACAUCUUCUCCAGCAAGACCAUGCUGCACACCACCCUGCAUUUGCAGGACUCGGACGCCGAAUCCAGUCAGACGCCGGCGUCGCGACAGUGGCGCCGCCUGAAAUCCCGCAGUAUCUCCACAUCGUCGGGUUCGGAUAUCGCGCCCAGUGUGGCGGACCGGGAACUGCCGGCGGAGAUUCCGGCACCGAAAUCCGUAACGCCGGUGGAGAAGGAACGGGUCAAGGCCAAAACGCCUCGCCGGGAAAAAGAGAGGAAAGAAGCGGCGGAGCCGAAGGAGGAUAAACAGACGCUGUUCGCUAUUAGUGUUACGUUGCUGCGUCGGCAGUUGGCGUUGUUGGGGUCGAGGCCGCAAGAACCCGGGAGGCUGGCGUCGGUUCCUGUCUAAAGCUGGCAAAAAUCAAAUUAAUUUCUGUAUACUCAUAAAUUUUAUUGCACUUAUUUCCUAUAAAUAAAACCAUUUUUGGUUAUUUACUGGAGAUAUAUAAAAGUGCACUUAUCAUUUUAUCAUUUUUUUAUUUUCCAAAAAAAUUUAUUUUUUAUAUCUGAUCAGUGUCGUUAUUGUCAUCUUAUCUUUUUAGUUUUUGAUUGCUGUCAGUUUAUCAAAAUAAUUAAA
This is a messenger RNA of Paramacrobiotus metropolitanus, 1587 nucleotides long. RefSeq lists its product as uncharacterized. Lineage: Eukaryota; Metazoa; Tardigrada; Eutardigrada; Parachela; Macrobiotidae. The record is from RefSeq and is a predicted model, not a curated record. The transcript is spliced from 7 exons. The coding region runs from base 346 to 1359 and encodes 337 amino acids.